Messenger RNA from Ictalurus furcatus (blue catfish), 1276 nucleotides. Its product is annotated as galanin receptor 2a. The coding region runs from base 188 to 1276 and encodes 362 amino acids. Gene Ontology annotation, molecular function: G protein-coupled receptor activity. Lineage: Eukaryota; Metazoa; Chordata; Actinopteri; Siluriformes; Ictaluridae. The record is from RefSeq and is a predicted model, not a curated record. The transcript has 2 exons. Gene Ontology annotation, biological process: G protein-coupled receptor signaling pathway. Gene Ontology annotation, cellular component: membrane.
GUAUGUGUAAAGCCGACAUGAAGAUCAAGAAUGGGAGGAGACUUUUACAGCUUGAUGAUGGUGUGUGUGUGGUCUCAGAUUAGCUUCAUUUCUCAGACUCUUCAGCACACAGAAAAGACCAUGUCAAAGACCUGAUUUCUGUGUAAACCGCUGUGACACCUGCAGGGUUUGUGGAUUGGCAGAAACAAUGAACGCCUCACAGCAGAUUCACUUCUCUUCGAACAGGAGAGUUGAGACAGCGAUCAUCGCUUCAGUAUUUGCUCUUAUCUUUGUGCUCGGCACAGUGGGAAAUUGCCUGGUCCUCGCUGUACUGCUUCGCAAUGGACAGAUGAAUGGCAAGACGACUAACAUGUUCAUCCUGAACCUGGGUCUCGCUGACCUCUGCUUCAUCUUGUUUUGCGUUCCGCUCCAGGCCACCAUCUAUUCCAUGGACGAGUGGGUGUUUGGAGCAUUCGUGUGUAAAGUGGUGCACUUUAUUAUCUAUCUGACCAUGUAUGCCAGCAUCUUCACACUUACUGCUGUCUCUCUGGACAGAUAUUUAGCCAUUUGCUACCCCCUUCAUGCUAGAGAACUGCGAACCCCACAUAACACUCUCGCCUCCAUCGGAGUGGUGUGGACCCUCUCGCUGGUGUUCUCCGGUCCCUACUUUAGCUACUACACACAGAUGGAUCUAAAUGGAACCACUGUGUGCAUCCCUGCCUGGGACAUCCAGAGCCGUAGAGCCAUGGACAUUUGUACUUUCGUAUUUGGCUACCUCGUUCCCGUCUUGGUCUUGGGUCUUACAUACGCCAGGACCAUCCGCUACCUGUGGACCAGUGUAGACCCCAUGCAGGAAGCAUGUGAGAGUCGCCUCGCCAAGCGCAGGGUGACCAAGAUGAUUGUGAUCGUAGCGGUUCUGUUUUGCCUUUGCUGGCUGCCACACCACCUCAUCAUCAUGUGCAUGUGGUUCGGCCAUUUUCCCCUCAACCAUGCCACCUAUGUGCUACGCAUUCUUUCACAUCUAGUGGCUUACACCAACUCCUGCCUCAACCCCAUCGUGUACGCCCUGGUGUCUAAGCACUUCCGCAAAGGUUUCCGAAAGGUGUUUGGAUGCAUCUCGCGGAAACGGUUGGCGAAUCAGGUGAACAUGGUUCCACAGGCACAGACAGUGAGCCUGGUUGAGGUUGGAUCAAGCGACGGGUCCAAUCACAGUGACGCAUCGGCUAAGGUUCGAUUCUUGAGCAAGAGCCAUGAGAAAACAACGCUGAGUGCCUUCAUGACCUUCAACGUUACUUAA